AUGGUUGCAAAUUGCAUAACAACCAGUAACAAACCUCAGAAUGCAACACAUCAGCUGUGCACUGCUUUCAUCUGUCACUAUUUUACAUUGAACUUGAUUUCACAUUUAUCUCCACCAUCGUCAUCUUCAGUCUUGGGGUUAACUUCAAACGUUUUCAAAACAACUGCUUGCUACCAGAAAUUGCAAAUACAUUCGACUAAUUUUUCAUCAACUGCUAUCACUGAUCUUUCAAAUUCUGAAUCCAGCUCCAACAAUUUAGACAACCUAAAGCCUGUGGCAAAAAUGGAUGUCAUUCUUCUGCCAAACUAUCCGUACCGACCUCUGCUCAUCAAUCCAAGACAGGGGAACCUGUACUUGGUUUACAACCAGUUCAAAGUGGCUAACGAGACGAUGAACUACAAAAUUGACAGCAUAACAGGAUACGGUGGUGCGAGCAGCAAUGGAAUGCUAACAAAAAAGGAGUGCCAGUCUCCACGUACGAUGACGACAGCUACAACUGCGCAUCCAAGCAGAGCCACGACGAACAGUUUAACCUUAUGCAAAUGGAGUGCGAUUAAGGCAUUUCCAAAACCGCUUUGCUACAAUGUUGAUACUAACAUAAAAAAAUAUAUAAAAAUUUGUGACAAGACUGGAACUCAAAUUAGGGCCCAUCCAAUUUAA
Molecule: messenger RNA, 660 nt
Organism: Helobdella robusta
Lineage: Eukaryota; Metazoa; Annelida; Clitellata; Rhynchobdellida; Glossiphoniidae
Exons: 5
Coding region: 1-660 (219 amino acids)
Source: RefSeq, a predicted model, not a curated record